Molecule: messenger RNA, 1555 nt
Organism: Drosophila sechellia
Lineage: Eukaryota; Metazoa; Arthropoda; Insecta; Diptera; Drosophilidae
Gene: rux
Product: roughex
Exons: 2
Coding region: 293-1342 (349 amino acids)
Source: RefSeq, a predicted model, not a curated record
UACGUUUAAAAAAGAAACAAACAAUAUUAAUAGACUAAACAGAUUAAAGUAGUGUGAUUUUUACUAGUACAAAACUAAUGUCAAGAUUUUUCGGAACAACACAAGCCGAAUUACAAGUAGGCGCUGACCCCUGAACUCGGUGACGAUAGCUAGUGUCACUUUCAACACUGGUCGAUAUGGCAUACUACCAAAACAUUGUUGUAUCAACAACAUAGUGUCGGAGUCGAAUUGUAUAUAUUUUAAAUUAUAUUUAUAUUUUAUAAGCACAAUUGCAUGAAAAUACUUAAAGGAAAUGAGCGCUCCACAAGAACAUAAGGAGACGCCUUUGGAGGUGAUCCAUGAGUUCAUCAACGACGUAGAUGAUGGGUCCAUACGCCGCGACCUGGGGGAGGACUGCAUCCUCAGCUUCUACAGUCGAAAUGUGCGUGGCGCCAAGGCAGUCACCGGAUUUCUGAGGAACCAGUUGACAAUGCGCUACAAGCACGAGGGAUUCGAGGAAGCAGCGCAAAUUGAGUGGGGCGACGAGCUUCUCCUAAAGGCGCGCUUCGGCAGAUCGUUUGACUUGGAACGUCGUCGCAUCUACGAGGAGAAGGAGCGCACAGGCACCACUCUGCAUGUGCAUCCAGAGAGCGAUGACGAGGAAGUAAAUAAAGAGUUUUCCUCAACCCUGAUCACGCCUCCCCGUCCGUCGAGCUACAAUUUGAACUCACUGAAGUAUGUGGAGGCGUGUGGCCUGUUGAACAAGCGUAAUGAACAUGUCUACGGCGGCCUUGACAUGGGCGAAUCAUGCGCCGUCCACCUCACUUUGGGCUAUCGGAGCACCUUGCUGCCCGGCGGUAAAGUGAGCGGCUUUGAAAUCUGCCUGGCUGUCUACGAUCGGGGUCUGAAAAACCUUAAACGAUCCACUCUAACUUCGCCACUGUGCAGCUUUUCCUUUGCACGACGGGCCAGCGCCCGAUGUAAUCCCACCACCGAUGAUGAGGGGGAUACUGAGGAGGAUUUACCGCCGCCAACAGCGAGGCGCUGCGUGCGUCGUACUUUAUUUACAGAGGAGAACACUCAGAAAGAAGAGGAUCCCGAUUCCAUACCCCUGGAAGAGCAGCAGCCAGCACCGCAGCAGCAGACAGCACCGCAGCAGCAGACAGCACUGCAGCAGCAGGCAGCACCGCAGCAGCAGACAGCACCGCAGCAGGUUGAGGAGACUGGUGAGGUAGUAGAUCUAUCCACACCCUUGAAGACCACAAAUUUAUGCAGCUAUACAUCGAGGAAACGACAACAGACAAUCCAUUGCAACGAAGUAGAGCGAAAACGCGUGACGGGACCAAGGCGGAUGCGUUUCUAGUUGCUUUUCCAAAUCAACGUAGCACAAUUCUUUUUUUUGGCUUUCGAGGAUACCCGACAAAUUUCCGUAAUUAUUUGAACAAGACUGAUUGCACCCGUUUUGGUCCCGCUUCCAGGGACCCCGCGUCGCGCUAGGCUAAACCACAAUAUGUAUUGUAUUACAUAAUCCCCUAUAUUUAUUUGUGUAUUAAAGUUCAAUGUUUAUUUAAGCCAA